Molecule: messenger RNA, 897 nt
Organism: Plenodomus lingam JN3
Lineage: Eukaryota; Fungi; Ascomycota; Dothideomycetes; Pleosporales; Leptosphaeriaceae
Biological process (GO): fungal-type cell wall organization
Cellular component (GO): fungal-type cell wall
Molecular function (GO): structural constituent of cell wall
Source: RefSeq, a predicted model, not a curated record
AUGAAGUCCUUUGCUGCUAUCAGUCUUGUGGCUGCUGCCGUGGCCCUGCCUCAAACUUCUUCCCCAGAAGGUUGCGCAUCUUCUGCUCCCGGAUCCUUCCAGGUCUCGCCUGUCAAAGUUACCUCCUCUACCAAGCGUAGCAUCGAGGCUCGUCAGCUUGCUGGAACUCUUACUCUCACUCUCAACGAUGGUGAAUUGAAGGAUCAGGCUGGUCGUAUCGGAUACAUUGCCUCGAACUACCAGUUCCAAUUCGACAACCCAGUACAGGCUGGUGCCCGCGAGACCUCAGGCUUCUCCCUCUGCGGUAAUCAGUCGCUGGCCCUCGGCGGCUCAACCGUCUUCUACCAAUGCCUGUCCGGUACCUUUUACAACCUUUACAGCCAAUCCACCGGCGAACAGUGCAACCAGAUCCACAUGCAAGCCGUCAACGCCCCCGGCGGUGGUGCCUCUCAAAUCCCUGACGGCCAGCCCCAGGCCACCUCUGCCGGCCCUGCCGUUUCCCAAAUCUCCGACGGCCAGCCUCAAGCUAGCUCUGCCGGCCCUGCCAUCUCCCAGAUCUCUGAUGGCCAGCCUCAGGCCCCAACUGGUGUUGUGUCCCAGAUUAGUGACGGCCAGCCCCAGGGUCCCACCGCUACCCCCGUCGUUUCUCAAAUCUCCGAUGGCCAGCCACAAGCCCCUACUGGUGUUGUGUCGCAGAUCUCCGAUGGCCAGGUCCAAGCCCCGACAGCUGUUGUGUCCCAGAUCAGCGACGGUCAACCCCAGGCUCCCAUUGCCACUGGCAAUGUCACCAGCCCCACCAUGCCCGCUAUGCCUGAAUUCACAGGUGCAGCUUCCACCAGCUUUGCCAGCUUCAGUGCCCUUGCCGCCGGUUUCCUCGGUCUCUUCGCCAUGUUGUAA